Messenger RNA from Funneliformis geosporum, 1686 nucleotides. NCBI's taxonomy places the organism in Eukaryota, Fungi, Glomeromycota, Glomeromycetes, Glomerales, Glomeraceae. The record is from the annotation of a GenBank genome assembly.
AUGUCUGCUGUCUAUCAAGAGAUCAAACGCCUCACUCAAGAGCUACUUAAAGAGAAUUUUACUAAAAUAAUUGCUUACAUUAGUAAGGAUGUUAGUCUAACUAAUCAAAUGAAAGAUGCCCUGGCUCUCUUUGAUACUGAUGAAGAGAAACGUAAUUACCUGGUAACUUUUUUGGACUCUAUUGGAGCUGAACCCGAUUUGAGUUUCGAGGAACUCAUGAAACAGAUAUUAAAAGGCUCAAUUGCUAGAUCGGAUAGCACAAUUCAAGAUUUCUCUAGUUGUAUACCUCUAAAGGAACGAAAUAUGACUCCAGCAAUAAAAAUAAUCUCAAAAAAUUUCAUACAAUCAAAGUCUGCAUCUAAUGCUACAGUCGCAAAAUCUGGCUGUGAAUUUCUUGUCUGUUGCGGAGCUCCUGGUAUCGGUAAAACUCGCUACGGAGUUGAAUUGUUUAAUCAUUUGAAAAAAAAUCCAGAAGAAAUUUCAAGACAUUCUCCCUUUGCUCCCGAUUUUUUAUCAAUUUACCUUGAUUUCGGACAAAAUGUAGAGCUGGAUGUACUUGAUAACAAUUUGUCUGUUGAUUCUAUACUCGCUAUACGUAUCGCUUUCGAAUUCUUCGUUUCCAGAUCGAAUCAAAUGGACUUUAUAGAAUUCCGCGCAAAGGUUUAUCAGCACUUCAAACAAAGUAGUACGACAGGUCUGUUGGAUCUGGGGAAAUUUCAUUCGAUCAUCAACCUAAGCAACGUAAUUCGAAACAUUCGUAAGUAUCGUCGGUUACCGAAUAAUCAAACCCUAUUUAUUUUCCUUCAUAUCGACGAAAUUCAAAUAAUAUUCAAUUAUGAAAAAUAUUGGAGAAAAGAGGAUGUAAAUUUACAAUCGGAAAGGAGUAAUCAUUCUUCAUAUCAAGAAACUAAAAAGGGAAUUUUCAAGAAAUUAUUGUAUGUAUUGGGAUCAUAUAUGAAGUCAAACAUCAACUUUAUUCAAACAUUUCUGUCUGGGACGGCAUUACAAGAUGUCGUUCAGCAGAAAGAACCGACAAUGUAUACUUUCGAUUAUAUCAAUUGUCCUCUUCUCUCAAUGACUGCCUGUAUCGAGAUAGUGGAUCAUUUCGCAAAACAAUAUGGUGAUACUGAGCUCCGAUGGUGUCUUGAUCGACCAUUUAUAAAAAUCCUGGAUGAUGCCCGUGGUCUUCCACGUGCAAUUGAGUAUAUUCUCAACGAUGUUUUGGGUACGAGCCACGAUAAUGCAAAAAAUUUUUUCGGGGAUAGUAUCAAAGGUCAAUAUCUUCAACAAUCAUCCGAUUUCUUCAUCAGGAUUGCAGUCAGAUUAGAUAAGAGCUAUGCCAUAACUAACUUUGUUGAAAAAAAUAAAAAUCUUGCACUUGUAUUGCUCAAAAAUUGUAUGAGAAAUGAUUCUGUUACAAGGUCUCAGAAAGUAUUGAUGAAUGAUGAAAAUUGCUCAUUCACUUAUGGGGAACUAGAAAGAGAUCAACAUAUCAUCCUGGAAGAAAACAAUAAACAACUUUCGAUCACUAUGCCAGUAUAUUUCAUUUAUCUUUACAAUAAAGUACUCAAACUUGCUGAUGGUAUUCUUGCGAACAUGUUAAAGCCAGAUUCAGUCCAUGGGAUGGAAUGGAAACAUUGGGAAUUAUUUGUCACACAUUUUGAAGCAUUUAAAGUUAACCUUCUU